UAUGGAAAAAGCAUUGGCUUACCAGUCUUUCUUUUAUAUAGUCUUUGUAUUGGUGUUUUGGAAGAUGGCUGACGUAGGUUCUGGUAUUGUAAACAAAAAUGAUAAUACCGAUUAUAGCAGUGAAAAUGAAGAUGAUAAAAAGUACGCUGAAAAUUUAAAUGACGACAGUCCGGAAAUCACAUUCAAAGAUUUGGGUGUUGUGGAUGUGCUGUGUGAAGCUUGUGAGCAAAUAAAAUGGAAAACACCUUCCAAAAUUCAGCGGGAAGCCAUUCCACUUGCUCUGAAAGGCAAGGAUGUGAUUGGCCUGGCUGAGACGGGGUCGGGCAAGACCGGAGCGUUCGCCCUGCCCAUCCUCCAGGCGCUGCUGGAGAACCCACAGCGCUACUUCGCCCUGAUCCUCACCCCCACCAGGGAGCUGGCGUUCCAGAUAUCCGAGCAGUUUGAAGCACUCGGUGCGAGCAUUGGCGUGAAGUGUGCCGUGAUCGUGGGGGGCAUGGACAUGAUGUCCCAGGCCCUCAUGCUGGCCAAGAAGCCUCACAUCAUCAUAGCGACGCCGGGCCGGUUGGUCGACCACCUCGAGAACACCAAGGGCUUCAACCUUCGUGCUCUCAAGUUCCUGGUUAUGGACGAGGCCGACCGGAUCCUCAACAUGGACUUCGAGGUGGAGGUGGACAAGAUCCUGAAGGUGGUGCCCCGGGAGAGGCGCACGUUCCUCUUCUCAGCCACGAUGACCAAGAAGGUGCAGAAGCUGCAGCGGGCCUCGCUGAAGGACCCCGUCAAGGUGGAGGUGUCCACCAAGUACCAGACCGUCGAGAAGCUGCAGCAGUACUACGUCUUCAUACCGGUCAAGUUCAAGGAUGUGUACCUGGUGCACAUACUCAACGAGAUGGCGGGGAACUCUUUCAUGAUCUUCUGUGGGACAUGCAACAACACGAUGCGCACAGCUCUGCUCCUGAGGAGCCUCGGGCUAAUGGCCGUCCCUCUGCACGGCCAGAUGUCCCAGAACAAGCGCUUGGCUGCCCUCACCAAGUUCCGCGCUAAAGCACGUCCCAUACUCAUAUCCACGGAUGUGGCUAGCAGAGGACUGGACAUUCCUCACGUAGAUGUUGUGAUAAACUUCGACAUCCCCACUCACAGCAAGGACUACAUCCACAGGGUGGGAAGGACGGCUCGAGCUGGCCGUUCCGGCAAGGCCAUCACCUUUGUUACUCAGUACGACGUGGAGCUCUACCAGCGGAUAGAGCACCUCAUCGGCAAGCAGCUGCCGCUCUACAAGACGGAGGAGCAGGAAGUGAUGAUACUCCAGGAGCGCGUCGCAGAGGCUCAGCGGUCUGCUAAGAUGGAAAUGAAAGACCGCGAUGAGAAGAAACCAAAUGGGAAGCGCAAGAGCUCAAAUGCCGAUGACAAUGACGAUAUGGAGGACUCUCAGGGUGUCCGCAAGAGGCUCAAAGGAAAGAAGUCUGGUCAGAAACGAAGAAGGAAAUAAGCUUGUUUAAUUUUGUUAUUUCUAUGUUCAAGAUUGUUUGCGACUGAAAUUGUUUCAUGAUGGAAUGCUUGUUCAAGAAUGUAAAUAUUUUUAAUGCACACAUUUUGAUUAAGCAGUGCCUGAUUGAAUUGGUACCAUAAAGAAAAUAGAAAAUUU
Molecule: messenger RNA, 1642 nt
Organism: Bacillus rossius redtenbacheri
Lineage: Eukaryota; Metazoa; Arthropoda; Insecta; Phasmatodea; Bacillidae
Gene: pths
Product: probable ATP-dependent RNA helicase DDX47
Exons: 9
Coding region: 2-1486 (494 amino acids)
Molecular function (GO): nucleic acid binding; ATP binding
Source: RefSeq, a predicted model, not a curated record